This is a messenger RNA of Symbiodinium necroappetens, 483 nucleotides long. NCBI's taxonomy places the organism in Eukaryota, Dinophyceae, Suessiales, Symbiodiniaceae. The record is from the annotation of a GenBank genome assembly.
AUGGCGCGUGUCAAGGAAGCGGUCCUGAACAUGAAUCUUCUUAUUAUGGCCUGGGGCGUCGAGCAUUACUACGAGACCCACAACGGCGACGGGGACGAGCCCAGUGACAUGCUGGCCACAAACUGCGGGCGAAAGAGCCUCCGAUUCGUGAUGUCGGAGAUCGUCGCCCUCGCCCUGUGGAAGCAAGGGCUUUUCAGUCGCCCUUUCGUCCCUGACCUAUUGAGCCCUGGCCCUGACGUGACGUACGGCCUGGCAGAGAAGGCCCUGAUCGAGGUGCUGGAGAACAUGGCGGGUUUCUUUCCGUCCUCGACGCCUUCGCCAUCCGCUGGACCUUCUCCGGGCAAUACCGCCCACGACCUCGUCCGGGAGAAGGUUCUCAAGAAAGCUCCUUGGCUGGUCGAGAGCUUGGACGCGUUGGACGUUGACUCCGGCACCUGGCAAGAUACUCGUUUGCAAGUGUCCUCAGUUUCCUGUUCCUCUUAG